CCCUUUUCUUGCCCACAACUUUCUGUUACAUUUUUUGUGUCUCAAAAUUCAUACAUACAAAAAACAAAUUCCUGAAAUUCAUAAUCAAAAAUCAAAGAUGCUGACUCCAUUGGUUUCUGAAAUUCCAAGAUUAGAAAACCAAAAUGAACAGAGCAAAACAGAGCAACAUACUCUGUUUUUGGCCAUUUCUGAAACAAAAUCCAUGGCCAAUAUUGCACUUCCCAUGAUUUUCAUAGGCUUACUUCUCUACUCUCGUUCAAUGAUCUCAAUGCUAUUUCUUGGUCGUUUAGGGGAACUUUCUUUAGCUGGUGGCUCGCUUGCGAUUGGUUUUGCAAAUAUAACCGGUUAUUCAAUCCUUUCUGGUUUAGCCAUGGGAAUGGAACCAAUUUGUGGACAAGCAUUUGGUGCUAAAAGGUUCAAGAUUCUUGGCCUUAGUUUACAAAGGACAAUUCUUCUUCUUCUUUUGGUAUCAAUUCCCAUUUCAUUCUUGUGGUGUAAUAUGAAACAAAUCUUGGUAUUUUGUGGCCAAGAUCAUGAUAUAGCCACACAAGCACAAAGUUACAUUAUUUACUCGAUUCCUGAUCUUUUUGCUCUCUCGUUUUUACAUCCGUUGAGGAUUUAUCUUCGUUCUCAAUCGAUAAUAAUGCCUCUAACGUAUUGUGCUGCCCUCGCGAUUCUUGUUCAUAUUCCAAUCAACUAUUUUCUUGUUAUAGUCCUUAAUCUUGGUAUUAAGGGUGUUGCUUUAAGUGGGGUUUGGACAAAUUUCAAUCUUGUGGGGUCAUUAAUUGCGUACAUUAUAGUGUCAGGGGUACAUAAGAAAACAUGGAGCGCCAUUUCUAAAGAGUGUUUUAAAGGGUGGAAAACACUUUUAAAUUUAGCCAUUCCAAGUUGUAUUAGUGUUUGUUUAGAAUGGUGGUGGUAUGAAAUUAUGAUUUUGUUGUGUGGAUUAUUGUUAAAUCCUAAGGCAAAUGUUGCAUCAAUGGGAAUUUUGAUUCAAACAACAUCUUUGAUAUACAUUUUCCCUUCUUCUUUGAGUGUUGGUGUAUCAACAAGAGUUGGAAAUGAACUUGGAGCUAAUAGGCCUAAUCAAGCAAAAUUAGCUGCAAUUAUUGGACUAUGCUAUAGUUUCAUUUUUGGACUAUUGGCAUUGUCAUUUGCUAUACUAGUGAGGAAUAUUUGGGCAAGUAUGUACACUCAAGAUCAAGAAAUUAUCGCGUUAACGUCGAUAAUUUUGCCUAUAAUUGGAUUAUGUGAGCUUGGAAAUUGUCCACAAACAACAGGUUGUGGUGUAUUAAGAGGAACAGCUAGACCUAAAUUGGGUGCUAAUAUUAAUCUUGGUUGUUUUUAUCUUGUUGGAAUGCCAGUGGCUAUUUAUUUAGGAUUUUUUCGAGGUUACGAUUUUAAGGGACUUUGGAUUGGAUUAUUAGCUGCUCAAGCUUCAUGUGCAGUGACAAUGUUGUUGAUUAUUUUGGCAAGAACAAAUUGGGAAGAUCAAGCUAAAAGAGCAAAAGAGUUAACUGCAAAUAUACAAGGAGAUUUUGGUGAAGAAAAUGAAGAGGAAGAGAAGUUUAUUAUUGAUGAAGAAACUGCAGAAUGUUCUUUUGAUUCAUCAGAGUAUUAUCAGAAGCUUGAUGGAAGUUUAAAUGUUUGAUUUUUCUAAUUUGAUCAAUUCUUGGAUUAUUCUUUCAUCUUUUUUUAUUAUUAUUUUGU
Nicotiana tabacum (common tobacco) is the source of this 1710-nucleotide messenger RNA. RefSeq names its product protein DETOXIFICATION 49-like. Gene Ontology annotation, biological process: xenobiotic detoxification by transmembrane export across the plasma membrane. Gene Ontology annotation, molecular function: xenobiotic transmembrane transporter activity; antiporter activity. Gene Ontology annotation, cellular component: membrane. The record is from RefSeq and is a predicted model, not a curated record. NCBI's taxonomy places the organism in Eukaryota, Viridiplantae, Streptophyta, Magnoliopsida, Solanales, Solanaceae.